CCCCUCCCGCCCGCAGAUAACCGCGGCCCCUCAGGCUCUUCCCCACCCGCCCAGGACUCGGCCCCGGCUCCCAGCCGCUCUCCAGGCGCCAGCUCCCUCUCGUCGCCGCCGCGGCGCGGGCAAGGAUGGCUCGGCAGCCCCGGGGCUUUCUGCAGGAGGCCUCUCACCAAGUCGUCGCCGGAGGCUCGGCGGGUCUUGUAGAAAUUUGCCUGAUGCAUCCCCUUGAUGUAGUGAAAACAAGGUUCCAAAUUCAAAGAGGGAAAACUGAUCCAACCAGUUACAAGAGCCUGGGGGACUGUUUUAGGACUAUUUUCCAACGAGAGGGAUUACUUGGCUUCUACAAAGGAAUACUUCCUCCCAUUUUGGCUGAGACACCUAAAAGGGCAGUGAAGUUUUUUACCUUUGAACAAUACAAGAAGCUUCUGGGAUAUGCAUCAUUGCAACCAGGGCUGGCAUUUGCAAUUGCUGGCUUGGGAUCUGGGUUGACAGAGGCAGUUGUGGUUAACCCAUUUGAAGUAGUGAAGGUUACCUUACAGACCAAUCAGAAUGCUUUCACACAGCAACCAUCUAGCUUUGUUCAAGCUCAGCAGAUCAUUAAAACCGGUGGUCUUGGCUUCCAAGGACUCAACAAAGGCCUCACUGCAACACUGGGCCGUCACGGAGUUUUUAACAUGGUUUACUUUGGAUUCUACUUCAAUGUGAAAAACAUUCUUCCAGUCAAUAAAGAUCCAAAUUUGGAGUUUUUGAGGAAAUUUGGAAUUGGGCUAGUCUCAGGAACAAUAGCCUCAAUUAUUAACAUUCCUUUUGAUGUUGCAAAAAGUAGGAUUCAAGGACCACAGCCAGUUCCUGGAGAGAUCAAGUACAGAACCUGUUUUAAAACUAUGGCAACAGUCUAUAAAGAGGAAGGAUUUCUGGCUCUGUACAAAGGCUUGCUUCCCAAGAUCAUGAGGCUCGGUCCAGGUGGUGCAGUGAUGCUUUUGGUUUACGAAUAUGUUUAUGCAUGGCUCCAGGACACAGUUAAUCACAAGGAGCAUUUCUGAAAAAACAUACUCUUUAAAAUUGCGUGCAUUCUAAAAUACCCUAUAAUAAAGCCAAAGUGAUUCUUAUCCUUUAUGGUGUUGAAUACCCUCAGAUUGCACUGAUGUUAAUACAAUUCCAAACAAAUAUGGUCUCUAGGUCCUGAUCCAAGAAAACAUUUAAGUACAUGUUUUUCUGUAAGUGCAUAAUUAAAUAGCCCUUGACAUUUGUAAUUGUUUUACUGGACCAAGAGAAAAUAUAAAGCAGACUUAAGACUGAGUUUUCAAAGGACAAACUGAAAUUUUGUCGACACAGAAUCAUCCUAUGCAUACUUCUUAAAAAGUUUCAGCUGAAAUGGCAAAAUAGAAACUAUCAGGGUAUUUUAAAGGAAAAAAGGA
This is a messenger RNA of Agelaius phoeniceus (red-winged blackbird), 1415 nucleotides long. RefSeq names its product solute carrier family 25 member 21 (gene SLC25A21). The record is from RefSeq and is a predicted model, not a curated record. Gene Ontology annotation, biological process: transmembrane transport. Lineage: Eukaryota; Metazoa; Chordata; Aves; Passeriformes; Icteridae.